Verruconis gallopava is the source of this 5725-nucleotide messenger RNA. RefSeq lists its product as uncharacterized. The record is from RefSeq and is a predicted model, not a curated record. Bases 442 to 5007 code for a protein of 1521 amino acids. The transcript is spliced from 4 exons. Lineage: Eukaryota; Fungi; Ascomycota; Dothideomycetes; Venturiales; Sympoventuriaceae. Gene Ontology annotation, molecular function: protein binding. Gene Ontology annotation, biological process: regulation of cell shape.
CUCACCACAACUUUAACGUCUUACGCUCUUACGACACUUCCGCCGCUACCCACCGCCGUCUGCGACGAAGAGGACAUGCGAGCACCUUGUUCUCGCUACCCUUUGCAUUCAUCGUCGUUCCUGCUUGUUUGCGCCUCCGCUCUUUAGGUUGGAGGACUGGAAGGAAGGCGUGGCCGACCCCCGUACAGCCUUCGAGUCGAGACUUCCUUGUUCGGUCUGCAUAGCCAGCCCUCACGAUUCUCGCUUUCGUCUCUCCAUUCCAUUCUUCACGCAAUCGCCCUCGCCCUCGCUGUGGGUGCGAUUUACUUACACCUCACUCCCGCAAAAUUGUGCGCGCGCCAUCUUCACCUUGACUGCCGUCGUGCGACGACUACAACGACCUAGCCCGAUCCUCAUAUCCAUCCUCGUAGUAUACAUGCUUCCCCAAUAACCCGCACGACAAUGUCAUUCCUCUUCGGCAAGUCGAAGAAGACGCAGCCGGGCAACGCCCUUCCCGUCGCUACUCGUGAGAUCUCCUCUUCUCAUGGCGAGACCCGCAUUCCUACAGCUAAUGGCCUCGGACGACAAGGUGACGCCGUCGAUCGGAGGGCGCAGCUACAAGGCCAAGGUACAGGAUCUCUCGACUCGUUGAGGGGCAUCGAGGCGGCAGCAGCUGUUUCAGGGAUUGCCCCAAGCGGAGUUCUACCUGGACCAGAGCCGGGCAAGAUGAUGAGGCAACGCGCGGAGUCAGAUCUAGGUACAGCGCGCUCCCCCCAAGCAGAUUCGCCUUAUCCAUGGUCCACACGCCGCCUGAACUUCACCGCUCAAGUAGCACCUUUUCCUCGCUAUGGCGCUGCGACAAAUGCGACAGCCAGCAAGGAGGGCCAGAUCUACCUCAUGGGCGGCCUGGUCGACAGUCAGACUGUCAAGGGUGAUCUUUGGAUGGUGGAGGUUGGAAAUGGCUCUAUGGCCUGCUACCCCGUAAAUACCACAUCCGAAGGGCCCGGACCCAGGGUUGGACAUGCGAGUCUGCUGGUCGGCAAUGCCUUCAUCGUUUUUGGCGGCGACACCAAGUUAGAGGAGGGCGACGUUCUUGACGACACGCUAUAUUUGUUGAAUAUUUCAUCAAAGCAAUGGUCGAGGGCUUCGCCUGCUGGACCAAGACCUGCGGGCCGAUACGGCCAUACCCUUAAUAUCCUUGGCUCCAAGAUUUAUAUCUUUGGUGGCCAGGUGGAGGGUUAUUUCUUUAACGAUCUAGUCGCAUUUGAUUUAAAUUCUUUGCAGACGCCAGGCAAUCGAUGGGAAGUGCUGAUUCCAAAUGGAGGUACAGGCGGGGCUAUUCCCAAGGCACGCACGAAUCACAGCACUGUCACUUGGCAGGAUAAACUCUAUCUAUUUGGAGGCACGGACGGCACACAGUGGUUUAAUGACGUGUGGGUAUAUGAUGCUCGUACCAAUCAAUGGUCCGAACUCGAUUGUAUAGGUUACAUACCAGCGCCGCGAGAAGGACAUGCGGCUGCACUGGUCAAUGAUACUAUGUAUAUUUUUGGUGGCCGCCUGCAAGAUGGUACGGAUCUCGGCGAUCUUGCAGCCUUCAAAAUCUCUUCGCGACGCUGGUACAUGUUCCAAAACAUGGGCUCCUCGCCCUCGGCACGCUCAGGUCACAGCAUGACUGCUGUUGGUAAACAUAUUGUCGUUUUAGCAGGAGAACCCAGUUCAGCACCCAGGGACGCUGCAGAGCUAAGUUACGCUUAUGUCCUUGACACGACUAAGAUCAGAUACCCGGCAAGCGAAAGUGCGCCUGGGGGAGUGCCCGUUCAAGGCCAGCAAUCACCGCCCACAGGCCCCGGUGGCCAAUUACCCCUAAGAAAAUUUAGCAACGAUCAAAGCAGGAUACCCCAGAAAUCAGGGAUUCCAGUGACUUCUGGUCAAUCAUAUGCACGGUCUGCAGAUGUAGCGAAUGCCUCGCAAACGAACGGUCUGUCACAGCAACAGCAAGGAGGCUUAGGCCAGCAAUCUCGAUUGCCACGAAAUGCUGGAUCUGGACCACCACCUCCCCAAGCAGCUCCCCAGCCCAGGGGACCACCUGGAACGAUGCCCGGACAGCCUGGAUCAAGAAGCCGUACUCCAACAAGGGGUGCGCCAUCGGAUGCGGUAUCAAAAACCCAGAUGUACGAACGCGAAAAUAUGAGCUCUCCCACAUCAAGGGAACGUGCGAUGGGUGCUCAGAGCCCGAACAGCGUUGAGCGCGGAAUGAUGAGCACCAUGGGAGCAAGUUCGGGAACGCAGUCUCGCCAAGGGCCACCGUCACGAAGUGGAUCAAGAACACAAAGACAGCAGGCGUCUGUAGAUAGCUCUGGCGGACGUUCUACCCCACGCCAGUCCGAGGAACUGACACGUACAUCUACUCGGGACACGUUACCACAGCAACAAAUUGACAGCGGACUAGGAUCGAGUCCUGCAUUGGGUCAGCACACAGAAGAUCUGGUCAAAGAACUUGAAGCAGCGCGGAGUCGUAACGCAUGGCUCGCUUCAGAGCUGGCGCUUGCACGAAAGGCUGGGUACAAUCAAAGUACGAAUGGAAAUCCUCUAUUAGAUCAGCAGGCGGCGAACAUCUUUGACGAUGAUGACCGACCACUAAUCGAAGCUCUACUCGAGAUGAAGGCGGAGCUUGCACGCGUUCAAGGCUCAAUCGAGACUCAAGCCGAAUCAACCGCUGCACGAAUUGCAGAGAUAGAAAAACAGCGCGACGCGGCGAUCAGCGAGGCUGUAUAUGCAAAGGCCAAGCUCGCGGCGCAUCUAGGUGGGAACAGCCAGGCAGGUACUCCCCAACCAGAUCAGCAAGGCGCCUCAACACCCGAUCUAGAGCGUAAUAACGACAUGAGCCGCAGGUUGGCGAGUAUGCUGACAGCGCACAAUGAGCUAAACGCCAAAUUAGAGAGUCUGACCGCCGAGCUCGAAGCUGAGCGCAAGGCCAGGAGCGUUGUCGAGGACAGCGCAGAAGCGGCGCAGAAGCGGGCUGCAGAGCUGGAUCUUUAUAAGCAGCGGGCUGCAUCUGAGCUGGAGAGUCUGCGAGCCGAGCUCCACGAGGCGAAACGCAUCGCCAGGGACGAGUCGACGAAAUGCGCAGAGGCGCUGGCGCAGCUGCGCAUGCAUGAGUUAGACAAGACGGACAUGGCAAACAAACAUGCGAAGGUCGUGUCAGAGUCCAAAAAUCAUGCGCUCGUCCUACAGACGCUUCGAGAAGCUGUCACGGCGUCGACAGAGAAGGCGGAUCUAUUGGAACGCCGAAUUGCCGAGGAGCGCGAGCUCCGUGAGGCGUUAGAACGGAAACACGCACAACUAAAGAAUGAGCACGAGGAGAGCGUGGGCCAGCUUGCUGCGACAACUCGCAAACUGAAGGAGGUAGAGGAGCUCGCGGAGAAACAUGCCGAAGAAGCGCGCACGCACAAGGCGGCUGUUCUUUCUGGCCUGGACCGCGUAUCCGCUCGCGGUCUUGACGAAGAUGAAAUCAACGACGAGCGUGUCACAGUUCUGCGGCAACAGCUCGACAUCUCGAAUGAGAUGGCACGGCAGCAUAAGGCGGCCGCGGAUGCCGCGGCAGAUCGCUUACGUCGCGCGGAAGAGCGCAUCGCAGGUUUGGAGCAAUACCAGGAGCAAACAACGAGAGAAUCGCUCAAUCUACGCAAGCAGCUGCAAAACGCGGUUAAGGAGGCGCAGGCCGCCCAAUCAGAGCGCGCUUCCUUACAAGCGCAGCUUGAACGAAACCAACUCGAGGGCAAUGCGUUGGAGGUCCAGCUGCGCACAUUGAAGAGUCUGCUUGAAGAGCGGGGUGUGAGCACUGCAGGCGCAGAUGUACGGCGCUCACGUGCUCUGGACAGUCCGUCCAGCAGGUACGGCACACCCGAAGCAGGAAGAGUCCGCGAGCUGGAGCGGCAGCUGGAAGAGAGCGUUAAAGCCGGAGAGGAAGUUCGUGCCGCAUUCGAGAGUCGUGAACAGGAGCUCAAUCGGGAGUGGGAGGAAAAGCUUGCCACUCUGGAGAAUGAUCGUGAAGGUGUGAUGAAGUACGUUCGUGGCCUCGAGAGAAUGCUUGCCAAGAUGAAGCAGGAGCUGCAGAAGGCCAAGGCGAGUAAUGCAGAGCUAGAGAAAGGCUUAAAGGAGCGGCGUGGAAGUGCGGCUAAUGCGGAGGCAAAUGCGGCGGAGCUGGAGAAGCUCAAGGGCGAUAUGGCGACUCUGGAGCGUGAGGUUGCUAACCUGAAAGAGUCGCUGGAGAAGACAGAGGCAGAUCGUGACGCGUUGAAGAAGCAAGUCAAUGAAUCGCAAGCAGAACACACGGCGCGCAUCAACAACAUUACCGAGCGUGCCAACGCCGAUCUCGAAGCUCUGAGACGAGAGAAUUCCCUACUCGAGGAGCGCGCUAAAGAUGCUGAAAAGAAAGUCCAGCUCUUCCUCGACCAGUUCGAGACUUCUGUCGAUAACUACCGCCGACAAUCGCGUCUUGAAGCUCAGAAUCGUGCUGCAGGCGGGGGCCCGAACGGUGUAGCCAGACACGGCCACAAAGACAGCCUCGGCGGUGAGAGUUUGUUCAGCAACAUUACGGAUACAGAAGAUGCCGAGACAGAUAACUCGGGCGAGCUCACUCCCAGUGCUCAUUCCUUUGCCACAGCCGGUUUCGCGGGCGGUAUUGUCAGCUCCGACAAGUCUGGCUCGACGCAUGCGCGAGACAGGUCCAGUACAGCACUCGACUCCCUAGCAUCCGAACUGGAUGCCCUGCGCACGCAUUGGGAAGAGUCGAGCAAGAAAAAUUACAGGCUUAGCGAUAAGUUUGACUUCGAAAAGCCAAGCUCCUCUUCCGGUCUUGGUCUGUCAACAUCGACUAUGGGGUCAUCCGUCAAUUCGACUCCCGAGGUCAGCAGUUCAGGCGGACUGAGUGAUUGGAGGAAGAAGAUGGACUUGAGCAUCCGGUCCAACGAGGGUGAUAAGACUGAUGCAAAGGCAGGAGGCUCACCUGUUUCAGGUACCUCAUGACGAAAUCUUUCUUUCGACUUGUGCGUGCAUCAUGUCUUUGUUAGAUGAGAAAUUUUCUUUCGUUUGUGCUUGAGGCUUUUUUUUUUAAUUUCCGCAUCUCUGAGGAUGCUAAUAUAUUCUCACGCUGAUGAGUAUGGAAUUGCACUGGCGAUCAGAAUGUGGGGACUGCUGCCAUCACUAGUAUGGUGUGCGGUAAACAGAAAGAGAGAGGACGCACGCAUUGCUUCUUUUUUUUCUUUCCUUCCUGCUCAUUUCACACGCAUACGUGGUAGUUGUAGCGGGUCGCAACAACUGCGAGCAGACAAGCGUUUUUGAUGGGCCGUGUGUUGCAUUAUACCCUUCCCAUCAUAAUGUCUUUUUACUCUUUCAUUCUUCAUCGAGACUAUACUUUGUACGAGCAGGGCCGUGACUUGUUCGUCCAUACGUCCCUUUUUGACGCUUUGCUCUCCCCAAGGCCUUCGUUCAAAUGUAUUGUAUGGCGAACGUACCCUUGUGUAUACAUUCUUUUCGCUUCUUGGCUUUCAGUUCGACUUGGUAUUGUUCUGUUUUCAUUGUUGUUUGGAUGCGAAACUUGCGAAGGAAUAAGAAAUGCAAAGUUACUUCACGGUGUCAUGCUGAAUAAAUCUUUGCAUGAGUCUUGGAGGCUAGGCGCUUUUAUAUAUACAUAUGCAGCUUUCGUUGGUAAUCUGAUAGGUAGAGGUAAUGCACCUGUUUUACG